This is a messenger RNA of Theileria equi strain WA, 4386 nucleotides long. Its product is annotated as WD repeat domain containing protein. Gene Ontology annotation, cellular component: Pwp2p-containing subcomplex of 90S preribosome; small-subunit processome. The coding region runs from base 1 to 4386 and encodes 1461 amino acids. The transcript is spliced from 3 exons. The record is from RefSeq and is a predicted model, not a curated record. Gene Ontology annotation, biological process: maturation of SSU-rRNA. Lineage: Eukaryota; Apicomplexa; Aconoidasida; Piroplasmida; Theileriidae. Gene Ontology annotation, molecular function: protein binding; snoRNA binding.
AUGCCUAGUCCUACAUCUGGUAUCACAAUAGACAUACAAAAGAAUACUGGACAAGGAGCUGGAUCUACUACAUAUGGAGGUACUAAUAACCAAGAUGUUAGGCUGGAAAGAGGAGAAAAUCCUCCUGGUUCUGGCUUCUGGAAGUUUAAGCAUACUUCAGCUACAGGAGCACCUUUUCAGGUUCAGGAGGUUAAGUUUGGAGCUACUCCAGUUCCAGAUAUUGGAACAGGGGAUGGUAAAAACGUUUCUCAUCUUGUAGUCUGGUACUGGAGAGAAACACUUGAAACUAUGACAAACCCUCUCCUAGUAGAGGUAUUUAGGAAUGGAAGUUACACUUACAACUACAACAAGGGAGGUGGAACAAGCUGGACUUCACUUCCUUUAAGACCAAAGCCUCUAACUAUUCAACUCACCGGUAAAACUCUUGAGAUUCAACUUGACAAUCUUAAUUGCUAUCUCAAUCAGGCAAUUACCUUGAAUCUAUCACAUCAAAAUUCUCAUACUCAUAAAAAUGGAAGCUACUGUUGCUAUUACCAUACUCCUAAUAGUGGAAAGAGGGUAUCCGUUACUCUUAGGACAGUUCGUUGUAGACAAAAUCAUCAAAGUGCCGACUGCUACAAACACACCGUUAAUACUGGCGAAUGGAGGGUAGCCGCUAUCAAGUACGAUCCUACUCGUGGUAUAACUAGGAAUAGAAUAACUUUAGAUGGACAAAUAUCUCCUCCACACGUAAAAUCUGUCUAUACAUUCUACUGUAACAAGAAUCCGGUGUUAAUUUACGUUGAAGGUGGAGACAAAGUCAAAGGCUGGUACAAGAAGCCUACCACUACUGGUAAUGGUAAUACAGAUGAGCAGUGGACAAAAGUAAGAAAUCUGGAUGGUAUAACACCUGAUAGUGCCGGUGAAAACUGUACCAACUGGACUGCACUCAAAGAUGCACUAAGAGAGGUCAAUUGUAACAGCUAUUCAACAUGUCCUCAACAACAACCGCCUCCUCCACCGCCUCCUCUACCUGGCGGUGCUGGUCCUGCUGCUUCUGGACCUGGUGGAAAAGAUAGUGAUAGAGACGCUACAGGUAAUAAAUGUGAUAGUAUAACUGGAGCAUGCACUGAUAAAGAACUAUUGGAAUGUGUUGCGGGAGAUCUAGCUUCUGUAAUAGUAAAAUCAGCCGAACUUGGCGCUGUUGGAUCAGUUGUAGCUGGCGCGCUUAGUGCCGCAGGAGUAGGUACAGCUCUUCAACUGGCUAAAGAUAUUUUUGCCUCUGAUGGUAAUCCUGAAUCUGUUCCUGGUGAAGGUGCUCUAUCUCAAGUUACUCGGAAUUAUAAUGAUAAUCAUGAUGUUCAAGAAGAUGCUCAACUCAGUGGUGAAGCUCCUACACCAGCUGCUCUUGAAGUAAACCCUAAAGAAGCUGGACAGAAUGGAGUUCAACGUGAAGAAGUCCCAGCAGCUGACUUAACUGACCAAGUUCCUGAUACAGAGUCUGAGACUAAGAUUCUUCUACAAGGUACUCCUGUGGCUCAAAUUGCUGAAGAUGCCAAAGAUGGUGAAAGACUAAAAGAACAUCUUUCUGCUCAUCGCUCUGCUUCUCUUGGUCCUUCUGGACCUCAAGGAACGGGUGGUGAUGAAGCUGGUACUACUGCUAAUCUUCAAGCUGCUGGAGCUGAUAUUACUCUCGCUGCUUCUACUACUACUGCUACUGCUGUUUCUGAACAUACUCCUGAACCUCUUCAAGGAACUGACGAAUCCGUAACGGUGUGGAAGUGCAGAUCAGGUGAACCAAAGCUAAGGCUGGAGUACAAGUCUGAGGAACACGCUGAUUCAUUCGUAACAUCUUUUUACUGCAGUAGAAGCUUUGUGUAUGUUGGUUACUCUAACGGAACUGUUAGAAGAUUUACGCUUCCUGAUCAACUGGAUCACCAUGGAUUAAAAAUCGUUAAUGAGGAUUUUUAUCUCCACGGUCAUAAAUCAGCUGUCGUCUGUUUUGCGGUAGAACCAUCGCUUGCAAUCUGGGUUACCGGAUCGCAGGACUGUGAUAUUGUUGUUUGGGCGGAUGAUACUGGAAAGUUUAGAUUAGAAGGUCAUAGAAAUGAGGUUACAGCUCUUGAGUUUGUAAAAUUCUCAAAUGAGACGUUUUUAGUUAGUACCUCUAAGGAUUGUAUUAUUAAAAUAUGGGAUUUAACAUCACAGGUCUGUAUUCAAAGUAUAGUAGAUUCAACUGGUGAAUUGUAUGCAUUGGGAAUCGGACAUUCUCGCAUGUACGUUGGAGGCUCCGAAAAUAGGAUACGCUGUUAUAAGCUGGACAUGUCUGGAAAAGACCUUGAUACGGAAUAUAAUGUCCCAGUUUAUGCUCGUGAAAUGUCCCCGAUAAACAGACAGGAGGGACGUGGCAUCUGCAGAUUUCUCAACGUUCAAACUGUAAAUGAUGCUCGUUCCACUAAGUCUACGUACCUCUAUUCCGUAUCUUACAAGUUUGUAGAAGUAUACAAAAUUUGUGAUGAAAAGGAGGGUAUUAAGAGAAGAGAUAGGAGAUUAAAAAGGGUUUUAGAAAAGAAAAAGGCCAAGAGAAACAAACUUAGAGAAGCUCUAAAGGCUGCUGGAAUGGCCAUUACAACAAAUUUUGCAAAUAUCGAUGAGGAGAUUCAGGCUCUAGAAAGUACGCUUAGAGGAGGGGCUGCAAUUCAAAAUACAAAAGAUGUAGUAAUGGAGGAACCAGAUUCAACAAUGGAGAGUAAUGAAGCCUCCGUUGACACCUCAGAUGAAAUUCUGUUUCUUUAUUCUGUAAAUCUUGUGGAACAUAUAUCCUCAUUUAACGUUUUCCCUGGCGGAUUUAUAGCUGGUCAUUCGAGUAACAUUUUUGGUACAUGGAAGUUGCAGGCUGAAGAAGCUGUAUCUGAUUUUCAGUGUUCAUUUGGACAUUCUGGACAAAUUACUCAUUUGAGCGUUUCUCAUGAUGAUACAAUGAUCAUGUCUGUUGCUGCAGAUGGGUUGAGGAUUUGGAAUUCGUACACACAUCACUGUGUGAAGGUUUUACCGUUUUCGUCGGGAAAUUCUGCUUUGUUCUUAGCUGGCAAUCAGCAUGCACUUGUAGGUUCCUCAAAGGGCGUCUACGCCUUACACGUUGAUUCCUGUGAAAUGUAUUCACUAAACGAGGAUCAAGUACUCAAAAUGUGCCUACAUCCAAACUAUGCUACAAUCGCUGUAGCUUUGAAAAACUCGGUUGAGAUUUACAGGCUGAAGAUGCAGGAUAAAAAGAUUGUCCUUGAAGCCACAAAUAGAGUAGAUGUUCCAGAUGUUCCCACUGAUUUGCAUUAUUCUCCAAAUGGACAGUAUUUGGCUGUCUCCCUGCAAGAUUCUACAAUUCUGACAUUUUAUGCUGACUCUUUACGUCUAUUUCUCACUCUUUAUGGUCACAAGCUACCUGUUAAUUCAAUCGCAAUCUCCUCCGACUCCACUUUGUUGGCUUCAACUUCACUGGAUAAAACUGUAAAGAUUUGGGGGCUGGAUUUUGGUAACAUUCACAAGUCAUUCCUUGCACAUUCAAAACCUGCAAGCGGAUGUCAGUGGAUAAAUGAAACCCAUUAUCUAGUUACAAUUGGAUUGGAUUAUCUUGUUAAGAUAUGGGAUUGCGAUACUUUUGAACUCAUUACUCAGCUCAGGGGACACAACAGACCUGUUCGAUCGCUUUCAAUCAGUUCAGAUGCCCAUUUUUUCGCGGUGGCUGGAAAUGAUUCUACGAUUAGAUUUUGGGAAAGAACGGAUGAGCAGGUUUUCCUAUCUGAAGAACGAGAAAAGGAAUUAGAACAUCAGUUGGAGUCUGAAGCUCUUAGAGAAGACAUUCAUCAGACAAUUCCGAUAGAUGAAGAUAAUAUACAGAAAAAAGCAACAAAGAAAACAGUAGAGUCUGUUAAAACUACAGAGUAUCUAAUACAAACAAUAGACGAAGCUGAAGAAUAUCGCAAAGCUUUGGAAGAAUAUAAAAAGGAUGAUGAUCCUGGUGCAGUUCCCCCAAAACCUCCACUUGAGCUUUUUGGUAAAAGCCCUCAAGAACAUGUUUUGCAGGCUAUUCUAAGGAUGAAUUACGGUGUGGUUUACGAGGUUCUGAUUGCACUUCCAUUUCUAUAUGCGGAAAAACUCUUGUACUACAUUGUGGAAGCGCUGGAAUCUUAUGGAUCUAAAAUGCAACAUGGAGUUAAAAAUAUGCACUCGAUGGAACCUGCUUGCAGAGUUGCACUUAUCAUUAUUCAAAUAUUCUUCCGGCAAUUUUCAAUUUUAUCGCAACAUCGUUCACUAGUAGUUCGGCUACAAGCUCAAAUACCACAAAUUUUACAGUUUGAGAUGGUAAGUUUUGUUAUUGCAUUAGAUUCUUCUUGGAGCUCAAAGCGGUAG